Molecule: messenger RNA, 2560 nt
Organism: Elgaria multicarinata webbii
Lineage: Eukaryota; Metazoa; Chordata; Lepidosauria; Squamata; Anguidae
Gene: PFKM
Product: phosphofructokinase, muscle
Exons: 23
Coding region: 134-2482 (782 amino acids)
Biological process (GO): fructose 6-phosphate metabolic process; canonical glycolysis; fructose 1,6-bisphosphate metabolic process
Cellular component (GO): 6-phosphofructokinase complex; membrane; cytoplasm
Molecular function (GO): monosaccharide binding; fructose-6-phosphate binding; ATP binding
Source: RefSeq, a predicted model, not a curated record
GUGGGCUCCGCUGGACCUCUCUGUGGUAGGGUCCAGUCUUUUCAUUUCAGUGUCACUUACAUUUGCAGCUGUUGUUUUCUUCUUUACCUUCUACUCAUUCUCUGAAGAAAAAGAAGAGCAACCAGCCCUGAGAAUGUCGCAAACAACGAUAAAACAUGAGCACAGUGACACGAUGGGGAUCGGCAAAGCCAUUGCUGUGUUGACGUCCGGAGGAGAUGCCCAAGGCAUGAACGCUGCUGUCCGGGCAGUAGUCCGAGUGGGGAUAUAUACUGGUGCCAAAGUAUUCUUUGUUCAUGAGGGCUACCAAGGGCUUGUGGAUGGAGGUGACAAUAUUAAGGAAGCAACGUGGGAAAGUGUGUCUAUGAUGCUACAACUGGGCGGCACAGUGAUUGGGAGUGCCAGGUGCCAGGACUUCCGCACCCGUGAAGGACGCCUGAAAGCCGCUCGCAACCUGGUCAAGAAAGGAAUAACAAACCUGUGCGUGAUCGGGGGCGACGGCAGUUUGACCGGAGCGGACACUUUCCGAGCAGAGUGGAGCAAUUUGCUGCAGGAUCUGGUUAAGACAGGUGGCAUCACAGCAGAAGAAGCAAAGAAGUCGAAUUACCUGAACAUUGUUGGCAUGGUUGGUUCAAUUGAUAAUGACUUUUGUGGUACCGACAUGACCAUUGGCACAGACUCUGCUCUUCACAGGAUAAUGGAGAUUGUCGACGCUAUUGCCACCACAGCCCAAAGCCACCAGAGGACAUUUGUACUGGAGGUCAUGGGUCGUCAUUGCGGUUAUCUAGCCCUUGUAACAGCCUUGGCAAGUGGUGCUGACUGGGUUUUCAUUCCGGAAUCACCACCGGAAGACGACUGGGAGGAUCACUUGUGCAGGAGGUUAACUGAGACAAGAACCCGUGGCUCAAGGCUGAACAUCAUCAUUGUGGCUGAAGGAGCCAUCGACAAACACGGCAAGCCCAUCACCUCAGAAGAUAUUAAAAAUCUGGUUGUGAAACGUCUGGGCUACGACACGAGAGUUACCAUCCUCGGGCAUGUGCAGCGUGGUGGGACCCCCUCUGCCUUUGAUCGUAUCCUGGGGAGCAGGAUGGGAGUAGAAGCAGUCAUGGCCUUAUUAGAGGGAACUCCAGAUACUCCAGCAUGCGUGGUCAGUCUGUCCGGCAACCAAGCCAUCCGUCUUCCUCUCAUGGAGUGUGUCCAAGUGACAAAAGACGUUACAACAGCGAUGAAUGAGCGCCGGUUCGAUGAAGCUCUUAAACUUAGAGGAAGGAGUUUUCAGAACAACUGGAAUGUUUACAAGAUUUUGGCCCACAUCCGCCCCCCCUCUGCAAAGAGCGGCUACACUCUGGCGGUGAUGAAUGUGGGCGCGCCAGCAGCCGGCAUGAACGCAGCCGUGAGGUCGGCCGUCAGAAUUGGGUUGAUCCACGGCCAUAAGAUGCUGGCCGUGCAUGAUGGGUUUGAAGGCCUGGCUGAAGGGAAGAUUGAAGAAAUCGGUUGGGGAGGAGUUGGCGGCUGGACUGGGAAAGGUGGAUCGAGCCUUGGAACCAAAAGGACUCUGCCCAAGAAAUACUUUGAGGAUAUCAGCAACACCAUCGCCAGUUUUAACAUUCAUGGACUCAUCAUCAUUGGUGGCUUUGAGGCUUUCACCGGCAGCCUGGAGAUGAUUGAAGGCCGGUCCAAGUUUGAAGAGCUCUGCAUCCCGCUCUGUGUGAUCCCUGCCACUGUCUCCAACAAUGUUCCCGGCUCCGACUUCAGCAUUGGGGCAGACACUGCCCUCAACACCAUCACGUCGACGUGCGACCGGAUCAAGCAGUCUGCGGCUGGCACCAAGAGGCGGGUGUUCAUCAUUGAGACCAUGGGAGGAUUCUGCGGCUACCUGGCUACCAUGGCAGGCUUGGCUGCUGGAGCAGAUGCGGCCUAUAUUUAUGAAGAUCCUUUCACCAUCCAUGACUUGGAGAUGAAUGUGGAGCAUCUUACUGAGAAGAUGAAGACCACCGUGAAGAGAGGUCUAGUAUUGAGGAAUGAGAAAUGCAAUGAGAACUACACCACUGAGUUCAUAUACAACUUAUAUUCUGAAGAAGGGAAAGGCAUCUUCGACACCAGGAAGAAUGUUUUGGGACACAUGCAGCAGGGUGGGUCACCAACGCCUUUCGACAGAAACUUUGGAACGAAAAUGGGUGCCAAGGCAGUGGCGUGGAUGAGCGGCAAGAUCAAAGAGUGUUCCAGGCACGGUCGUAUCUUCGCCAACACUGCUGAUUCAGCUUGCCUUCUGGGCAUGCGCAGACGGGCCCUUGUAUUCCAGCCUCUUGCUGAACUUAAAGAACAGACAGAUUUUGAGCACCGCCUUCCCAAGUGUCAGUGGUGGCUGAAGCUUCGCCCCAUCUUGAAGAUUCUUGCCAAGUACAAGAUUGAGCUGGAUACCUCGGAGACAGCCCACUUAGAGCACAUCACCCGCAAGAGAGUAUCCGGCGAAGGUUCCCUGUGAACAGCUUAGCAAGCCAGCUCCGGCUCUCCCUUGAAUCAUGACGCUUGAGACCACUCAAAUAAAUUCUAAACCUUCAAA